UCAGACUGACGCAGUGCAUCCUUCAGCGCGCAGCAUCCGACAGCAGCCUGGACCGAGGACACUAGGACACCGCGUACCGUGGAGAUGUAGCCAUGAAUCAUCCACAUUAUAUCAGCUAAACGAAGGACCAUCGACAUUUAUAGUUUUUUCCACUGCUGUUAUCCGGAUCGCAGUCGCCCAACCCGCAAAAUGGCUGAGAUCACAGAAAUAGGCGCGGCGUACGAUAUGUCCCCAGUGCUGGCGGGGUUUAUCGGUGCCGGUGUGUUGGUCGUUGCAAUCAUUGCAUUAAUCUUUGUGUGGACUUGCUGUCAGAAACAUUACAACAGGACGAACUACAAGCUCCAUGGAAUCCAAUCGGAACAAAGUGAUCCUCUCACAGACCCACCGUACAGGUUUAUUCACAUGCUGAAAGGAAUGAGCAUCUACCCCGACACGCUUACCAGCAGCAAGAGGAUCAUACGAGUGGCACGCCAGGCCAGAUCCCAGACCACCGACGGGGCUCAAAGCAACAAGGGCCGCCCAGUGGUGCUGGUAGAUAUGGAUUCGGCAGCAGAAAGCGGCCUGCUGGGAGAGAAACAAAUGCAAAUGAGGCUUGGGGAAAGUGGCCAUGAGGUUCCCAAGCUGGAGAGGGAACUUCCUGUGCAUGCGGAUUACUCCUGUCUGGACAGCAGCUCUGCCAGCAGCAGUCAGACCUCCAGUACUACAGUUUCCAGCACAGCUACACCCUUCACCCCUGCAGAAGAGCCCAGCCGAGGAGAUCUCAGCAUCGCAAUCGAUUAUAACUUCCCUAAAAAGGCCUUGGUGGUCACCAUUCUGGAGGCUCGGGGGUUACCGGCCGUAGAAGGCCAUGCGGGCAGUGCCGACCCCUAUGUGAAGAUGACCAUUCUCCCCGAAAAGAAACAUCGUGUUAAGACUCGGGUCCUGAGGAAGACUCUGGAACCUGCGUUUGAUGAGACCUUCACAUUUUAUGGCGUGCCGUACAGCUCCCUGUCGGAUCUCACUCUGCACUUCCUGGUGCUGAGCUUUGACCGGUUCUCACGAGACGAUGUGAUCGGGGAGGCGAUGGUUCCACUGGCAGGUGUGGACCCGAGUACAGGCCAAGUUCAUAUUACGCAACAGAUCACAAAGAGAAGUAUGCAGUGUGUGAGCCAUGGAGAGCUGCUGGUCUCUCUUUCCUAUCAACCUGUUUCUCACAGACUGAGUGUGGUGGUGUUAAAAGCAAAACACCUUCCGACACUGGACAUCACUGGCCUAUCUGGAAAUCCGUAUGUGAAGUUGAAUGUGUUCUACGGCCACAAGCGCAUUGCGAAGAAGAAAACGCAUGUGAAGAAAUGCACACUCAAUCCAGUCUUUAACGAAUCCUUCAUCUAUGACGUGCCGGCUGAGUUGCUCCCAGACAUCUCUAUUGAGUUCCUAGUCAUGGACUUUGACCGCACUACUAAAAACCAGGCCUUGGGACGCCUGGUACUCGGCGCAAACAGCCCCUGCCCCUCGGGAGCAGCCCACUGGCAGGAGGUCUGCCAAAACCCAAGGCGCCAAAUCUCAAAGUGGCACACGCUCAACGAAUAUUAGAGCUUCACCACAAUCUCUGCGCACACACGCUCAAACACAGGCACACAGGAAACAAUAACGAGAGAGAGAGUUUUGGGAAAAGAUGCCUUUAUGUUAUCGUCACUACAUGGAAGGUAACUGAUUAUCAGGAGGACUUGUAAAAAAAAAAAAAAAAAAAAAGACUUAAGCCAUCUUUGUUAAUGCGAUGAUGGGCUUCAGAAAUGAAUCUUUUUAAAGUGCACAUUUAGUUUCUCACUCAGAUGCUCACAUAUAAACAGACAUACACACGUACACACCGCCUGAACACAAACAUACAUGAGAAAUAAUAAACGAGACCAAAAUAAUAAAAAAAAACAUAUUGACUGUUAGGAAUUUAUGAGGUUUGGGAUUCUGUAACUGUCCUAAUAAAUCUUAACGCAUGUCUGGACGCUCCAUAUUCCACUCCAGAACAGGACAUUGUGUGGAUUUGCGAAGCUGGCCCACAUUAAACUUCCGGGAGUUUGUGGGGGAGUUUGUUUUAAAGGAGCUUGUGACGAGCAUCUUCUGAAAUGUACUGAUUCUCCACUGUCUGAGAAAUGCACUGAAGUGAAACAGGUUGUAAGAUCUACGCUGAAGUAUAAAUUGUUCUGUUAUGCUUUGGCUGGAGAUGUUUUGGAGAUUCCCGCUGUGUCACUUUCUCCACAGCUACAAGUUGAGUCAUGUGAUUGUACAACAAUAACCCUAUUGGCAGCACUUUGGGCCUGAUUUAUUGCUUGUGCAAUGAUUUCAUCAUGUACUUUGAAUAAAUCUGGCCCUGAACAACUUCAUCUGCACUGCUAUGCUACAAACGCACUCUGAAUGUCACUGUCUGAAUGAAUUUCAUACACCACGGCUUUACUUCACAUAAAACAGUGGCUCAGUGUUUCAUAGACUGUACUACCCAAUGUCAUCAGAUUGCCUUUUUAAUGUGGAUUGGAUUCACUUUCAUUUUAAAUCCUGUGUGAUAUAGUGAUAGACAAAGAGGUGUGUUCGUAGUUUGGAGCGGGAAAGCUCUGAUGUAUUACGGGGUCGUUCUGAGCCCUCUUGUGUGAUGUUUGGGAAAUGGAAGGAUAUAUAUAGCGUUUUAUCAUUUAUAGUUCAUAAAGUCAAGGGGGAAGAUAUCUCCUUCACCUCAGUUUCACUCUCAUGGUUUGCCAGUGUGCCUGCCGAUAGCUGGGGCCUUUAUCUCUGAUUGGUGCUCCUCACUGUUCAUUUACCAAGCCUGAGGUCUGAAUCUGGCAUACCGUAUACUGUAUUUCAUAUGGCGUUAGAAUUAAGAUUUUCAGACCAAAAAUCUGGGGGGAAAAAUUUAAUAAAUACUGGAAACAAAUGACGUUUAUCUCCAUUAACGAUUCUUUCAUGUGCAAUUUUUGCUAACAUUGAAUUAAAAAAAUUCGGACCAUAUAGUGUGACCAGUGUAAUAUGAAUCUCAAAUAAAUAAUAAGUCCGGUAUUUUUAAUGAAUCAAAAACAUACAGCAUUUUAGUGCGACUCCCAAAAACAACUCUAAUUAGGCAGUUUCUACAGAAUAAAAAUCAUUUAGCACAACCAGUAUACUAGUAUUACAGAACAAAUUAAUCUAAUGAGUCAGUUCUUUUUAAUGUUUUGAAUACACAACACAACUACAUUACACUCUCCUAAAAAUAAUGGUUCUUUAUUGGCAUUGAUGGUUCCAUGAAGAACCUUUAACAUCCAUGGAACCCUCAAUUGCAGGAAGGUGGAAAAAUGUUCUUUAGAUUAUUAAAAUGAUCUUUACAUUAAGACAUUUUUUUUCUUUUUAGAAAUGUUCACUUGAAGGUUCUUUGGGGACACAAAAAUGGUUCUUAUAUUGCAUUGCUGCAAAACCUACUUUUGGAACCUUCAUUUUGAAGUAUAUGACAACAUGUAGUUACUGGUUGUGUAGUUUAAAAAUACAUAUAAUGUGUUUUGUUAAUAAAGUAAAUUGGAACCAAAACCUUUACAUUAUUUUAGAUUUCCUUUCCAAAUAGGAAAUAUGCCCAAGAUUCAGGAGACCCAGCAGAGCAGGGACAAUAGCAGAUCUGUUAAACACAAAAUGUCACUUCCUAUACAUAUAUCCAGACAUUUCUAAUCAAUUCUCCACAUAUUAGCCUCUAGUGCUCAGCUGGUUGUGCGGCACAUAGUUUGUCUAUCAUAGAGAUGUUAAGAUUCUAAACUGUAAUUCUGGAUGGAAAAAUGCUUCUUUCCAUUUAAGCUUUUAAAAUACUUAAGCCACACUCCAUGUAUAAAAGCUCACCCUAUCCACCCAGUAAUGUCUCUCUUAUAGAAGAUAAUUUGUGUGUGGGAUCACUGGUAUGACAAAAUGGUAAGAUAUUAAAAGAUUCAAUCCAUGUGACAAACAACACACAGGAGAAGAAAAAAACAAUAGAUUAAAAAAUUAUACAUAAAAAAAAAUCAUAUGUGACCUAUAUACAAUCACUUUGGUGUUCAAAAAUUAAUUGGCAGGACAAAUUAUUGUAUUAGUGCAAACUAAAAACAAAUCUUGUGACUAUGACAUAUACUGUACUGCAAAAUGCUGUGAGAUCUCUGCUAAUGUUACACACACACUUGUAUGUUAGUGUUUUUAACACCCACUGAAUGUGCAAAAUAAACGUGUUACACAAUUGAA
This is a messenger RNA of Carassius gibelio (silver crucian carp), 4194 nucleotides long. RefSeq names its product synaptotagmin XIb (gene syt11b). Lineage: Eukaryota; Metazoa; Chordata; Actinopteri; Cypriniformes; Cyprinidae. Gene Ontology annotation, molecular function: calcium ion binding; phosphatidylserine binding; SNARE binding. The transcript is spliced from 4 exons. The coding region runs from base 190 to 1572 and encodes 460 amino acids. Gene Ontology annotation, cellular component: axon; membrane; synapse. The record is from RefSeq and is a predicted model, not a curated record. Gene Ontology annotation, biological process: vesicle fusion; regulation of calcium ion-dependent exocytosis; regulation of dopamine secretion.